Bufo bufo (common toad) is the source of this 7256-nucleotide messenger RNA. RefSeq names its product collagen type XVI alpha 1 chain (gene COL16A1). The coding region runs from base 158 to 4936 and encodes 1592 amino acids. Lineage: Eukaryota; Metazoa; Chordata; Amphibia; Anura; Bufonidae. The transcript is spliced from 71 exons. The record is from RefSeq and is a predicted model, not a curated record.
GGAGGGGAAGGGAAGACUGAGUCUCUGAGUGAAGUUUCAGCACAGAGGGGAAAUAUCGCUCCGCUUCAAACUUUUUUUUGCAACAUGGAUCCAAAAUCCUGUAUCUGAGGAAGGUUAGCCCCACAGGACGGGCUAAUCACAUUCAUUCACCGCAAACAUGUGGAUUUUCUGGAUAUCUGCCAUUUACUUGAUCAGCAGCAUAUUGUACAGCAGUGGAGGAAUCCUACCUCAGACAGAUAAUCAGUGCCCAAACUUACAAAGCGAAGGAAUCAGCACAGUAGGAGAUGGAAAUGAAAACAACACAGGGUUCAAUUUGAUCAAGAGAUUUUCUCUCCAGAAAAUGAGUUCUAUAAAGAAGAUUCGGAACCCCAAAGGACCUCUGAUCAUGCGACUUGGAGAAACUCGCCUUGUGGAAAAGACAGGACAAGUGUUUCCACAUGGAUUACCUCAUGAGUUCACCAUAGUCAUGACUUUGCUGAUAAAGAAGCAGACAACUGAUGAAGACUGGUACUUAUUUCAAAUCAGCGACCAUCUAGGAUACCCACAGCUCUCUUUAGGUCUCAAUGGCAAGGACAGAAGCCUAGAAUUUCGUGCCAGCGGUCGUGAUGUAGAAUAUGUAGGUUGCACAUUCACUGGACAUGGAGUGUAUUCAUUGUUUGACAACCAAUGGCACAAGAUUGUAUUGAGUGUACAAGAGACGGUAGUAUCCAUUCAUAUUGACUGCAGCUUUAUAUCAAGUAAACCCAUUGAGCCAAGGAGACCCAUCAACAUUGAAGGACACACCUUUAUUGGGCUGGACAUGGUGAAAGGAGAACCAGUCCAUUUUGACAUCCAGAAAAUUCUUAUAUACUGUGAUCCGAAAAUGGCAAUGCAAGAAGGAUGCUGUGAGAUCCUCCCAACCGGUUGCAACCCUGAAGCUCCAAAGACAAGGCGCAAUGUAGAAGGUGUUGAGAAUGCACAGAAUGCCAACUUGAUUGAAAUACCUACAAAAUCCAAGCAGGAGAGUUUGACACGAUGCUUCUGCCUGGAGGAUUCAUUGCUGAAAACGGGGAAGAAGAUUUCAUCAGGGUUGCAUGUAGACCUUCCUCCAGAGUGUGCUUCAUGUGCAUUUCGACUUCCAGAACCUAAUGUCACCGCUGGACCACAAGGCCCCAGGGGUCUUAAAGGGGAAAGAGGACAGACUGGGGCCUAUGGACCAAAAGGAGAGAAAGGAGUACGGGGAGCAGAUUGCAUCCGGACAUCAGCGGAUGGACCUCUACAGUGUGCCGAAGGUGUAAAGGGGGAAAAGGGCGAACGAGGAAUGGAGGGUCCGAGAGGAUAUGAAGGACCAUCUGGGCCACAUGGGGAAAAAGGACAAAAGGGUGAAAUAGGAUACACUGGACUGAAAGGAACAGCUGGUUAUCCAGGACGAGAUGGAAAACCAGGUGAAAUCUGUGUGGUGGGUCCAAAAGGGCAAAAGGGAGAAUCUGGAAUAGUAGGUCCUGAAGGCCUUGCAGGAGAACCAGGACCUCCAGGAAAACCUGGACUUCCAGGAGUUGGAAUACAAGGCAAACCGGGUAGUCCCGGUGGUCCACCUGGUCUUUCAGGAGAGAACGGUCAACCAGGAACUCCAGGCAAAGAUGGAUCUGUGGGAAAACCAGGCAAACCAGGAAUCCCUGGACUGAAGGGAGAAAAGGGUGAUCAAUGUGAAAUUUGUCCAACGAUCAAAUCUGAUGGCACACAGGUUAUCAAUGUGCCAGGUAUUAAAGGGCAGAAGGGUAGCCCUGGAAUUGGAGAGCCAGGACAACCAGGACCGGAAGGUGAAUCAGGACCAAAAGGUGAACAGGGAACCCCAGGAAUAAAUGGAUUGAGGGGUGAAAAGGGGGAGCCAUGUACCAAUUGCCCAGCAAUUUCAAACCCACAUGGUAUACAAAGUGGCAUAUCUGGUCUAACUGGUCUACCGGGAGUGCCUGGUGCAACUGGUCCAUCUGGAACAAAAGGAGAAAAGGGAGAUCGUGGUGAACAAGGGCCAGCUGGGAUAGCAGGACCAAUAGGAGGACUGGGGAACACAGGACCUUCUGGACCAAAAGGAGAAAAGGGAGAAUCUUGCACCAUAUGUCCAGUUCUAGCUGAACAAGUACAGCAUGAGACUACUUUUGAAAUCCCAGCACAGAAAGGCGAGCCAGGGGAACCUGGGAUUGGAUUACCAGGGAAAAAUGGUAUUCCAGGUGUGCCUGGCAUGAAAGGACAAAAGGGUGAGGCUGGCCCUGAAGGAGAUUCAGGCAUACCAGGAGCAGCAGGUGUACCAGGUUUGCCCGGUGAACCCGGAAUCCAGGGGCCUUUUGGUUUUAAAGGUGAAAAGGGAGAUGCCUGUGACACCUGUCCAGUAAAAAUAAGUGAACUUUCAGAUGUUAUUGGCAUACCUGGAAAUCCAGGUGCCAAGGGAGAUCAAGGACCUCCAGGAGUGGGACAGACAGGAAGGCCUGGUCAGCCUGGUUUACCUGGUGUCCAGGGUCCACCUGGAAUAAAGGGAGCCCACGGAGACCCAGGGCCUCCAGGAGAAGGAAAAAGAGGGUCACCGGGAGAAAAAGGAGAUUUUGGCCUACCUGGAAAAACAGGACCACAAGGCCCCCAAGGUCCUACUGGCCCUAAAGGUGGUAAGGGAAAUACUGGACAAAAAGGAGCGACAGGAGCUCCUGGAAUGCCUGGCCUAGGAGCCAUGGGACCCCCGGGACAGGAUGGAACAUCAGGCAAACCAGGAUACCCAGGAAGUAAUGGUAGAACAGGUGACAAGGGAGACAGAGGUGAAAAAGGGGAAGCGGGAGUAUGUGCGUGUCCUCCUGGAUCAUGGAUGGGUAAUGCUGAGAAUGGUGAUUUCUGGCGUUAUGGAAUUCAGGGACCACCUGGACCACCCGGACCUCCCGGUCCUCCUGGAUUACCCGGUCACCAGGGUUUGCCCGGACAAAAUGGUAUGCCAGGACGACCUGGAUUGCCAGGAGAACUGGAAGCCCUGGCUGCAGAGAGAACUAUUGAUAUCCUGAAGAAUAUUUGUGGGGACUGUGCCAAUGGGCAGACCACUCCCAUCGCCAUGAAAGGAGAAAAAGGAGAACAAGGCCAACCUGGGAUUCCUGGAGCAGAGGACUGUGAGAGGUGCCUUUCGGAGAAGAAUGAGGAAGUGGGAGAUGAACCCGAUUCUGGAUGCCCAGGCCACCCAGGUAUCCCAGGAGUACCUGGUCUAAAGGGUGAAGAGGGAUCUCCAGGUGCAAGAGGAUUUCCCGGCCCUCCAGGAUCACCAGGGCUCCCAGGUUUCCCAGGCUCUCCUGGCUCCCCCGGACUACCUGGUAUGCAAGGGGAAAGAGGACCACCUGGGCCUUAUGGAGAAAAAGGAGAGCAGGGACCCCCUGGUCUUCCUGGAUAUCCUGGAAGUUUGGGCUCGCCAGGACUUCCUGGUAGUAAGGGUGAACGAGGAUACACUGGACCAGCAGGAGAAAAAGGAGAAUCGGGUCCUCCUGGUAUUCCUGGCAUUCCUGGGCCUUCUGGACCAGCGGGACCAAGAGGAGAAAGAGGACUCUCAGGAAACUCUGGAGAGAAAGGUGAUCAGGGAUUCCCAGGUCCACCUGGACUCCCCGGGCUUCAAGGACCCCCCGGAUUUCCAGGAAAACCAGGCUCAACAGGACCACCUGGGCCACUUGCUGAGAAGGGUGCAGAGGGACAACGUGGUUCUCCUGGAUUAAGUGGUCCACCUGGAUCUCCAGGGUCCCCCGGAAUACAGGGUCCACCUGGCAUUGAGGGUCUAGAUGGAAAAGAUGGGAAACCUGGCUCAAGGGGUGAACCAGGUUCUCCAGGUCUUCAUGGACAUAAGGGCAUUCCGGGAUUUAAAGGACAACCAGGACACAAGGGCCUGCCAGGAGCAAAGGGAGACUGUGGGCCUUCUGGACCUCAAGGAAGCCCAGGAAGGCCAGGAGCAGAGGGUGAUCCUGGUCCAAUGGGUCCACAGGGACGUCCAGGUCCUCCAGGUCACUUAGGAGCUGCAGGAAGCCCAGGACAACCAGGCAACCCAGGACUUCCAGGACUGGGUUUGAAGGGUGAACGAGGAUCCCCUGGUGAGAGAGGUUUGAUGGGUCUUCCUGGAGAACCAGGAACUCCAGGACAUCCUGGCCCUGUUGGUGAAACUGGAUCAGAUGGGUUACCAGGUAAAGAGGGCUCUCCUGGUAAAUCUGGUAUUCAUGGAACUCCAGGAGAAAAGGGUGAAAGUGGAGCUCCAGGUCCAACAGGCCCUCAAGGUGAGAGAGGAAGACCUGGACCACCUGGAGAUGGUUAUGGAAAGAGUUCACCUGCAGGAAUGGUUGGACCUAGAGGACCUCCUGGUGAGAGAGGAUCUAGUGGUUCUCCUGGACAACCUGGUCCUCCAGGAAUUCCAGGAUCACCUGGCAUAACGGCAGACCCUAUCAAUUAUGAUGAAAUUAAAAGAAUGAUUCGACAGGAGAUGCUGAGACUCUUUGACGAACGGAUGGCUUAUUAUACCACACGAAUGCAGAUGCCAGUAGAAAUGGCUGCCACGCCGGGAAGACCAGGUCCUCCUGGAAAGGAUGGAACACCAGGUAGGCCAGGUAUGCCAGGAGGACCAGGAUCUCCAGGUCAGAUUGGACGUGAAGGAAGACCAGGAGUCCCUGGAAUGAGAGGUGAACCAGGACCAAAGGGAGAUAAAGGUGUGAAUGGCGUUGGCAUCAUGGGUGACGUGGGUCCACCCGGGCCACCAGGACCACAGGGUCAACCCGGUUACGGAAAGUUGGGCCCACCAGGAUCAAUGGGACAACAAGGAAUUCCUGGCAUCCCAGGACCACAAGGGCCAAAAGGUAACACAGGGAAAGAUGGGAGAUGCAAUCCACAAGACUGUUACAGCAUGAUGUCAGUGCAAGAAUACCAACCAAAGAGCAUGAAGGGGCCAGGACGAUAAGAUGCCAUUAUCCUCAGACCAUCAACAACUGCCUAAUGGAUCAUGUUGAAGCAGCUGCGUUCAUUCCAUACCAAAGUGACCAUCAGCACAUUUCUUGAUACAUUUAUUUCUAUAUAUUGUUCAGUAUCAAGACAUUGAAUUUUCUAGAAAAAAAGGAGAAAAAUAUGUUCAUGCACCUUGUCUAGGUUUUUUUCUUAUUUUUAUAUCAGUUAGUAGGCUUUGCAUCCCUUUCUUCUCUCUUUUUACUUUUGUUGUUUCAUGUACUGCUUAUGUGGUCUUAAAGCACUUCAUCAGACUGUAUGAUUCUUAAAAGGAAAAUACACCUCAUUUCCUAAACAAUGAUCAUCCAAGUGCUUUACAACUGGUGUAUUCUUCCUCCAUCUGUGCCACCAUGUUUUGCUACUCUGUUGUACAUACUGCUGUGUAUGCGUAUGUUAAAGAUAAGGAAGAACCGUAACUGUUCUUUGUCCAAGCAGUUCUAUCUUUCAUGUUCUGCUAGCUACUUUGUCUAUGUGAACUAUUCUAAUGUCUCAGUUUUUGACACAGGUAAGCAAAAUAUGAAACUAUGGUGAUCACUCAAUAAAUCUUAUAGGGAAAUCCACCCAAAACUGUGAGUUCAUUUUAGUGUCAAAUUUGAAUGAUCUCCAUCCUUGACCAUUUGAUUUUAAAGAUUAAGAAACCUUAGAAUUGUGCAGUCCCAGCAGAUCCUGUAAUUUACUUUGACUGGACAGCACCAUUCCCACUGUCUUGUAAUCUUAGAGCCCCUUCCAAAUGUAGUUUUAUCCUUAAUGUAAUUAGAGCUUCAAUAGAUGGGAGAGUCUUACAAAUUCAAAUGAAACUUCCCCAAAUCUAAAAUUACUUUUACAGAAAAUAUAUGAAUGCAUCAAGGAGACUACAAAGGCAUGGAAAAGUAAUACUUAAACUGCCCAUAUAUUUGCCAACUUCAACCUCCCCAAUACACGGAUGAUAUCUGCUGUUAGGAACAAUCAGGAGUUUGGCAACACCACAUUAGAUCAGAGUAAAGAUGACCUUACAUUUUAGAUGUAGGCAGACAGUUAUUCCUUCCAAUCCUCACAUGCACAUUUUAGUCAAGCCUGUGUUCUCAACUGGGAGAGGGACAUUAGCUGCUGCCAGACACUGGUGGUGGUGGCUUAUUUCUCUUGAGAUCAAAGGAUCAGGCAUGUUGAAGUUCAACAUCCCUGACACAUUUGCCGUCGAAGGAAAGUUGAGACAGCACCAUACAUGUUAGAUGGUCAGCCGGUCUCACUAAAAUUGAUGGGUUCCACCAACAUUGAUCUAAUGUAUAUGGCUACCUUCACCCAAACAGAAAAAACUGAAAUACUGGAAUCAAUAAUGCACAAUGUUAGGCCAUUCAUGGGGUUUGAAUAGGUUAUUACUUGCUGUUGUUCACACAUGCCCUACUGGCUAAUAUACAGUUUAAUACAAAACAUACAGGAGGAACAGCAUCCUCAAUUAUGAAGUAGAUUUAGCUGAGGAUCAAGUGCAAUGAGUAAUUACUUGUAGCUGCUAUAACUAUUAUGGAGGCCCUGGGGCAUCUGAAAAAAGAACAUGCAAACAACUUACAGAAGUGUCCUCUAUGUUCCACUGAUGCCUACCUAAGGUUCUCUGGUAGACUUCCUAACUCAGGCUUCACAAUCUAAAACUGACAAAUUUUGGCCACUUCUGGCUUAGAUUGCCAGAGUAUCCCUCCGAUUUUGCAGGAUGUGCCGAUGGUGAAAGUUGUGACCAAUGAGACUCAAAUUUAAACCACUUUGGUAUUGUAAGUUCUUUUAAUAAUUGUUCUAAUACAACGGAAAUGAUUCAUCAUUUUUGGAAGUUUGGCUUCUAUUAGCUAAAACCUGUAUGAAUCAUGUAAAAAUAUAUUUGAUAUAAGCUGGUAAAUUGUCAUUCUUUCAUCCUUUUGAAAAAAAAGGGUUCUGCCUUUGGAAAUAUGGAUACUUAGCCUUUACGUCAGCCUUGGUGUUACUCUUCUUCAUGCUAUACAGGAUGGGUGGUUACCAGUUCCCUAAAAGCUCUAUAAUAGUGACAACCCACUCUCAAUAUAAUUCAUUGUAAGGGUGCUAUUACAUAUGGGACUUGGACCACUAAUUGUUGAACCAAGACUUCACCUGUGUUUCAAGUUCAUUUGUGGAACGGCAAUUAGUGGUAGCUCAAUCCACAUGUGUAAUAGCAGCCAAUAAAGAGGUAUUUGUGUAUCAGCUGUAUACCAAUGUUCUACAGAUGCGUUGUUGUGCAGAAAACUGUUAUGUAGAUACUUGUUCUAUUACAAAAGACAAAUAUAAUUUAUACUAUUCUCAAA